This is a messenger RNA of Aplosporella prunicola CBS 121167, 900 nucleotides long. RefSeq lists its product as uncharacterized. The annotation marks the transcript as partial. The transcript has a single exon. The record is from RefSeq and is a predicted model, not a curated record. Lineage: Eukaryota; Fungi; Ascomycota; Dothideomycetes; Botryosphaeriales; Aplosporellaceae.
AUGGCCGACGUCACGCCCCAAUACCCGCUCUACAACUCGACAUAUACCGCCUACCGUCUGUCGCCCCUCUACCACGGCUCGAGAGCGCUGCUUGACGAACUAUCGCUACGGACAUAUGCGCAUCGCUUGCGGGACUUGCUGAAGGGUGACACGCUGCGCGGCGUCGACGUCGGCGGCUUCGCGGGCACCGACAAUGGAAGCACCGGCGCGCUGGAGAGCUGCACCUGGGAGCUGCUAGGCGACGAGGCCAAAUGGGAAGAGAUGCACCAGCACGAGCAGCAGGAUCGCGGCGAUGAUGAUGACGACGCGCCCGAGGUCAGCAUCGCCGAGGCGCGCGGCAUCUUCGUCCAGCUCCGCUAUGUAAAGACGACCUAUACCGCGCUACUACUGCGCGACCCCAAUGCCCAGCAGGCGCCGUCCGCAGAAGGCUUCACGUCGCUGCCGCUGCUCCUCGUGCGCAUGCCCGCCGCGCUGCGCACCACCUUCACAGACUACCUCGCCACGACCUUCGACGCGCGCGUCGCGCCUUUGAAGCUGCGCUCCGCGUUCCUGUCCGCGACACUGGAGGCACUGCUCGCGCGUCUGGACGCCGACGACCGCACCUCAGGCCCCAACACGCCCCUCAAGACGCUGCAGCUGCAGCUCGCCUUUCCCUCUGUCUUUGCGCAGGGCACCGGUGCGCCGCCGCUCCGCUGCAUCGACGUCAGCAUAUCCCGCGACGACAUCUCCGAGUUCUUCGCCCGCGGCGUGCGGCUCCUCUCCGCCAACCCCUCCCUGCUCAAGCAACACCAGCAGCAGCCCACCGUCACCGGCCCCUUCACCGUAGCUCUCUCCCACUACCUAGCCAAGCACCUCGCGCUCCCGCUCUCCCACCCCGCCGUCUCCCUCUCCAAGCUCUCC